UAGGGCAAGAACACAGUUACCCAAACGCCUUAGACCCACAAAGAAGGUUUUGCACAUGUACAGGACUUGGAACCAGGCAUUCACAGUGUACUGUACAGUUCAAUAUGAGAAGGAAACUAUUAAUGUUAUUUAAGACAAUAUACCCAUUUAUGUGGGCUUGUGGAUAUGUGAGACGUGGACAUGAGGGCAAUGGAAGAGGUAGGAAGGAAGAAGAUGGUGAUCCAAGAAUGUUUGGUUCAGAUGAGGACAAGGUCCCAACCCAGAUCGAAUCAGUGGUUGAAGGUCCCGGUACCUUGCUGGUCACAGAAUAUAAACCAAUCCCCGACAUCGAUUACUUGCAGGAACUGUUGGCCAUUCAGCAGGAAGGUCCAAGGGCAAUUGGUUUUUUUGGGACACGGAAUAUGGGUUUCAUGCAUCAGCAGCUUAUUGAAAUUCUGAGCUAUGCCAUGGUCAUAACUAAAAAUCACAUUUUCACUUCAGGAGCUUCAGGGACUAAUGCGGCUGUUAUCAGAGGUGCAUUAAGAGCAGAGAAACCCGAGCUUCUAACUGUAAUCUUACCUCAAAGCCUCAAGAUGCAACCACCUGAGAGCCAGGAAUUGCUUGCUAAAGUUCAAAAUGUUAUUGAGAAACCUCAGAAUGAUCAUCUCCCUUUGGUUGAAGCUAGCAGGCUAUGUAACAUGGACAUUCUCUCUCAUGUUCAACAAGUCAUAUGCUUCGCGUUCCAUGACAGCAAGUUGCUAAUGGAAACAUGCCAAGAGGCGAAGAACUUGCGUAAGAUUGUUACAUUGUUUUACCUCGAUUGAUACAUCGCAUAUAAAAGAUUUACAAGAGAAUUUAUGAAAAUGAAACACCGAAACGGAAAUCUCAUUUGUAAAAUAGGUUCGGUGGCUUCUUUGCCUGUUUUUUGCGUUGUUCACUUUUGUCUAUGUCACUUGGGGGGAUUUAAGCUAUAGGGGAAGAGUGCUGUGAUGGAGGGCCUGUAAGAAAGUUAUCUUCCCAUUCAAUUUUUUUGCGAUAUUUUCCCAUUCUUAACAUGAAAUUUAUUGAUACAAUAAAGUAAAGCUCCUUUUUGUCACUUGUUUAAGGAGCAAAUCUUUGAAUGGAGACCUUGAAUUUUGAGAA
Amborella trichopoda is the source of this 1122-nucleotide messenger RNA. RefSeq lists its product as uncharacterized. Lineage: Eukaryota; Viridiplantae; Streptophyta; Magnoliopsida; Amborellales; Amborellaceae. The record is from RefSeq and is a predicted model, not a curated record.